Vanderwaltozyma polyspora DSM 70294 is the source of this 1041-nucleotide messenger RNA. RefSeq lists its product as uncharacterized. The record is from RefSeq and is a predicted model, not a curated record. Lineage: Eukaryota; Fungi; Ascomycota; Saccharomycetes; Saccharomycetales; Saccharomycetaceae. The transcript has a single exon. The coding region runs from base 1 to 1041 and encodes 346 amino acids.
AUGGGAUUUGUAGCAGUUGGGUAUCCGUCUAGGACGAAUAAAAGAAUGAAAAGAAUAAAAGACAGUAAUAAAAAAAUAUGUACUUAUAACAAUAAUAUCACUGAAAAGAAUAGUAAUUCAUCAAAACAAAAUGCCAAACGUCAAAAAAUUGAAAAUACUGAAAAAGUUGAAAUGAAAAUACGCUAUGAUGGAUUUAAUGACCUCCCUCCUGAAAUAAUAGAACAAAUAUUUGUUUAUUCAAGAAUUGGAAACGAUUUUUUAACUUUGAAUAGCUAUAUUUCAUCAUGCAUUAAACCCUCUUUUUCUCUUUUUAAAAGUAUAAUUUGGGCAAGAUACAUUAUUAGUACGAAUGAUUCAGAAAAAAAUCUUAUAAUAUCAACAAAUUUAUUUAACAAUUCAAGAUUAUCUGAGUUUUUCAUUGAAAACUUAGACAUUUAUUUACCAAAGAUUAAAAACUUUGCAUAUCCUGAACCAUUUGAAAAUAUUAAAUCAGGUAAUAUUACUGAUUAUCCAGACCAUGAAGAAAAAAUAUUCUUUACAGAUUCAGUGAUAAAGAAUUUCCGUUUGUUGAAUAACCAUGGUUCUUCCUUUCCUCCAUUACUUAGUUUUUUCAAAAUACAAAAUCCUUCAGAUGUUUUGGUAUCUCUGAUAGAAUGGUAUUUCCAAGAAUCACAUAAUUAUUCAAUCGACGAAUUCUUCAGUACACUACAGGUUAUUUGGAAUAUUGAAGAAAACAAUGUAGAGUCAGUUGAACCUUUGUUGACUAUAAUUAGAUUAUUGUUUACUGAUGGACGCAUUCAAAAUAAUCUAAUAUCAAUUCUGACAGGAAAUUCGGAUUAUUUCAAAUCAUCAUCACAUGAGCAAAUGAAAUUGGCAUUGAUAGAGAGAUAUAUCAUUGAAUUUCAUUCGAGUUCGGAUAUGGUAACUGCACAUUUAUCAGAUUCAUAUAUAUGGAACUUGUUAAAUGAAAUUUCAAAUAUUAAGCUUAUCGAUUUAUUUACAAAACAUGGAGCCACCCCAGCAUUCGAUCAAUUUUUCUGA